AUGAAAACCUGUUUCAGGAUCUUGACUGUUAUGGAGCUGCAAUACACUGGUCUGAAUGAGGUUCGUCCUGCAGUGUAUCGUGCUGCACUGAAGCUCCGCUCAUUACAAAAACAGUGUCAAAUGCACCUGGUGACACUGCAGCAUCUGCGUCCAGUUUUAAAUACUCUAAACAGAUCUGGAGAUGCAAUGGUUAGACUUUCUCAGGAGGAUGUACAACAGAGUCUUCAACAGUUAUUUCAGAACACUUCAGAGGAACUGUCUGGUCAAGCUGUACGGGAAGCCACAGAUCAAACCACCAGACUCCUCUUUAAGCUGUUUGACAGAGAGCAGACUGGUGUUAUCCUGCUCCGGUCAGUGGAGGCGGCAUUGAUCGCUCUUUCUGGAGACACUCUUACAGCUAAACAUAGAGGUCUGUACAAUGUUUACUUACACAAUGAUUACAUUGGGAAUCAGGAUAGUGACAGUGGCAGUGUCAGUCGAACUGGACUCAGAGUCUUGCUGGAUGACCUAAGUCAGGUUCCAGCAGCGGUUCAAGAGAACCAUGUGUUUGGUCAUGUUGAUACUGCGGUGGCCUCCUGUUUUAAUGGGGUAAUCAAUGCAAGUGUGACGGAAGAACAUUUUCUCAACUGGCUACAGUCAGAACCUCGUCUGUUGUUGUGGCUCUCCACUCUUUACAGACUCUCAGUGAGUGAGACUGUACAUCAUAGAGUUCGCUGUCACACAUGUAAAGCAUUUCCCAUCACUGGCCUCAGGUAUCGCUGUCUGAAGUGUCUGAACACACAUCUCUGUCAAAGCUGCUUUUUAACUGAGAGAGGCAGCAAGAAGCACAAACCUUCCCAUCCCGUACUGGAAUUCUGCACACAGCCGUCAUGGAAAGAGUCAGUAACAUCACUGGCCUCCAGUGCUCGACGCGCUUUGAUUCCUCGACAUCACACCCGGAGAGAUGCAGAGAGGACACAGAGAGCUCUGAGAGCAGGUUCCAGCGCUGAGCUGCAAUACAUUGCACCUGCUUCAGUUCAGCAGCCAGUAGAAGCUCCAGACACACUUGGUGGAUCUGAAUCAGGUGUGACUGCUGCCCCUGUUGUGCUAUCAGUCGAGUCUAAAAGUCUGCAGACUGAAGACACAGAGACAGUUCAGGUAUCCUACCUCCAUCAUCUCAGAAAAGAAACGGCUAUUUUUCAAAAAGACCUCAGUGUUACCCAGAAAGCCAUGAGAGAGAUGCAGAGAGACAAGUGGCUCCUGGAGAAAGAGUUUCAGGUAUGGAGAGUUGCGGCGCAGUCAGAGCAUGAUUCACUGGAGGACAAAUGCACCGAGUUGAAGACCAUGAUGGACGCGCUGAGCCAACAUAACCAACAUCUGGAGGAUGAACUAGACAGAGUCAGACAUGUGUUGAGUCUGAGGGACCGAAAUGAUCUCACAAUCAAUUUGGAUUCUCAUGUAAAUCUUCCUCAACAAGAUCAUGACGCCAUUAGUGAGAAUGAAUUUACCCCACCUUGUGACAUCUCCAGUGAAAAGGAAGAGCUUGUGGAUGAGAGAAAUGGCUAUCGGGAACAAGUAAUAGAUCUGGGAAGUAAAGAAGUGAAGCAGGGGACUGUUUAUGAGGUAUCAGAAGACAUCUGCACAAAUCUGGAUGACACAGACAGCGUCUUCAUGCAAGAACUCCAUACAGUUACUGAGGAGGUAGAGGGGCUAGAGGAGGAAGAGGAGGAGCUGUUUCAUGAACGACAGGAUCUUUCUGUUCAUCAGCCGGGCAUCUAUGUUUUUGCACAGAAAGAACAUUCUGUCUCAGAUGACUCAGACACAGAAGAGGAACUCUGUGAGCUUGUACAGCGACUGAGAAAUGAGCUCUCUUUCUGCGCACCCACAGGAUCUGUCUGUGUGGAGAAAGAGAUGCUGAUGAUGGCAGCAGAGGGAAUCAGAGACUCUGUUUCUCAUCUAGUUGCCUCAGUUUCGGAUAGCUUGGCAUAA
Triplophysa dalaica is the source of this 1968-nucleotide messenger RNA. It is a transcript of the gene dytn, whose product is annotated as dystrotelin. Gene Ontology annotation, cellular component: plasma membrane. The transcript is spliced from 14 exons. Bases 1 to 1968 code for a protein of 655 amino acids. Gene Ontology annotation, molecular function: zinc ion binding. Lineage: Eukaryota; Metazoa; Chordata; Actinopteri; Cypriniformes; Nemacheilidae. The record is from RefSeq and is a predicted model, not a curated record. Gene Ontology annotation, biological process: synaptic signaling.